Messenger RNA from Spodoptera exigua (beet armyworm), 1516 nucleotides. Lineage: Eukaryota; Metazoa; Arthropoda; Insecta; Lepidoptera; Noctuidae. The record is from the annotation of a GenBank genome assembly.
GGGCCUCGUUCACCAUCUCCAAGUAAAGUGUUGAUUAGUUACUUCUCAAUUAACGUUAAUCAGCAAGUAAAGGUUACGAGUAUCUUUUGUCGAUUUCACAAACGAAAAAUAAGCUCCGAGUAACAACUUGCUGGUUAAGUGAGUAACGUAACAAAUCAUACGUCACAUUCGUUCAAUAUUACGUCAAUGUCACUCGUCAAACGUCAUUGCAGCUGUCAUUUGUGCAUUGUUGUUUGUUGUAGUAGUGGAUUGUCUGUUCGGUUGGAAAUAUUAACUUGUGUGAUUUUAAUUUCUUAAGUUAUUAAGUACUUACGUAUUUAAUUAUCAUGGAUAAAGUUAAAAGAGAUAGAAGUGCAAACUUUUCGUUACAUGAGAGAGAAAUUUUAGUAUCACUUGUACAAAAAUACCAUGCUGUGCUGGAGAAUAAACAAAGUGAUGCUUCGACGUGGAAAAUGAAGGAAGCCGCUUGGGAAAGCAUUCAAAAUGAAUUUAAUGCUCGAUCUGGAGGCAUAUUUAGAUCGACCAAAACGUUAAAGGUCAAAUAUGAGGGCUUGAAACGUACAGUCAGGAAAAAGUCAGCUGCAUGUCGCUCGGAACUUUACCGUACCGGAGGUGGUAAGAACACAGCUCCUCCACUCGAUAAUGUGGAAGAACAAAUUAAAGCCAUGAUAACGUUAAGCGCCGAUGGCUUGGAAAGUAUUUUCGACUCCGAUGUAUUGCCACAAAAUCAAGAAGACACAAUUGAUGUUCCUAAAAUGGAAGAAUUUUUAAGAAUUCCACCAUUACAAAUGGACACAACUGAGGUUGUAGAAAGUGAGGCUACUCAAAACCAAGUUGUACUGCUUGUUACAAAUGAGUUUGAACCAUUGCCACCCACUACUAGUGCAGAAACAGUUCUGGAAACAAAUAUAUUAAAAGUAGACAACGUGAAUGACAAAGCUUUGCAUGAAACACCAAAUGGGAGAUGUGGUACAACUCCAACUACUUCUGCCAAUAAAAAAUGGGAUGUCACUAGCAGAAGAAAUUUAAAAUCAAGAAAACAUCCUGCACUGAUUGCUAAUGUACCGAAAAAAACACUUUUUGAUGAGCUGACUCAAGCUAAGCUGGAACUAGUUCAGCUCCAAAAAGAUUUUUUGGAAGCAGAAAUAAAUGAAAAAAAGAAGGUGUGGGAAUUUGAAGAAAAUGAACGCAAGAAGGAGGCAGAGUUUAAAGAAAAGGAGCGCAAAUGGAAGGAAGAAGAGUACCUACAAAUUAAAAUUAGGAAACAAUUUUAAAUAAAUAAAUUGUUUGUUUUAUUUAGGGUCUAUUAUUAUUUAGUAAUGGUAAAAAAUAUUCUUGCACCAGUCUAUUUCUAGGAUCAUAAUUCAGCUCAGGGCUCUGCGCUGCAAUUUCUUCCAGAGUCUGUGUAUCAGUUGAGUUGUAGUUGUCCCCAAAGUUUCUUUCAUUUACAUCAAUUGCAAUAUUAUGCAAUACAAAGCAGGCAACUAUUAUAGCUUGUACACGAGCUAAGUUUAAU